AUGCGCGACUUUGUCAAAGACUACGUCAAUUCUUGUGUCAUUUGCAACCGAGUCAAGCCGCGCCACCACAAGCCUUAUGGGCUCCUUAAGCAGCUUCCGGUUCCCGAGCGUCCUUGGAAUUCUAUAUCCAUGGACCUCAUUGAGAAGCUUCCGCCUUCCGCUGGUUUCACUGACAUCCUAGUCAUCGUCGAUAGGCUCACGAAGCAAGCCGUGUUCGUGCCGACACAUUCCGACCUCACAGCUGUCAAGUUGGCCGAGUUGUUCGUCCUCAAUGUAUUCUCCAAGCAUGGUGUCCCCUCUCACGUCACUUCCGAUCAUGGUUCCGAAUUUGUCUCGCACUUCUUCCGAGGCCUGGGUAAGGCUCUCGACAUAGAACUGCAUUUCACUUCUGGCUACCAUCCGGAAGGUGACGGCCAGACGGAACGCACCAACCAAACCUUGGAACAGUACCUUCGAACCUACUGCAACUACCAACAAGACAAUUGGGUCACUCUCCUUCCGCUUGCCGAAUUCGCCUACAACAACGCUCCACACGAUGCCACUGGCGUAUCGCCCUUCUUCGCCAACAAGGGUUAUCAUCCGAACUUAGCCGUGCAUCCGGAACGCGACAUUGCCUCUAGCCGUGCUCGAGAGUUCGCUGUUGACCUAGGAGAACUCCACGAGUUCCUUAAGGGAAACAUUCGCAAGUCUCAAAAGCGCUACCAAAAGGCAGCCGACAACCGACGUCUUCCGGCUCCGAACUUCAAGGUCGGCGAUCAAGUUUUUGUCAAAGCUCAAUUCUUCCGAACCACCCGUCCAUCAAAGAAGCUAGCCAAAAAGUUCCUCGGCCCAUACGAGAUCAUAGCCCAAGUAGGAUCUCACUCCUUCACCCUCCGCCUUCCCCAGUCUAUGCGACUAGUCCAUCCAGUGUUCCAUGUCUCGAUGCUCGAGCCGUUCAAGCCGAGUACUAUUCCGAGCCGUGCCGUUGAGCCGCCAGCACCCGUCGAAAUCGAAGGUGAACUCGAGUACGAGGUCGCCGAGAUAGUCGAUUCUAAGAUCGAUCGACGACGCAAGUGCAAGCUCCUCUACUAUGUUCGAUGGUAUGGUUAUGAGAACACGGAUGAGGAGUUCUCCUGGCAGCCAGCCGAUGAACUCCCGAACGCUCAAGAACUAGUCCAAGAAUUCCACGAGGCAUAUCCCAACAAGCCAGGCCCUUUGCCGGUUUGA
Molecule: messenger RNA, 1206 nt
Organism: Cyclocybe aegerita
Lineage: Eukaryota; Fungi; Basidiomycota; Agaricomycetes; Agaricales; Hemipholiotaceae
Source: the annotation of a GenBank genome assembly